Messenger RNA from Astyanax mexicanus (Mexican tetra), 2465 nucleotides. It is a transcript of the gene bpgm, whose product is annotated as 2,3-bisphosphoglycerate mutase. Gene Ontology annotation, biological process: glycolytic process. The transcript is spliced from 3 exons. NCBI's taxonomy places the organism in Eukaryota, Metazoa, Chordata, Actinopteri, Characiformes, Acestrorhamphidae. Bases 121 to 912 code for a protein of 263 amino acids. The record is from RefSeq and is a predicted model, not a curated record. Gene Ontology annotation, molecular function: intramolecular phosphotransferase activity.
AACGCGUCGUUACUACGAGCAGCUCUGUUGACAGUGGUUCCCUUCUCAGCCGUAUAAGGUGGAGAUUCUCUCUAGUACUUGGCGGGCUUGAUAUUAAGGCCGACGCACUGCACCUCCUUAAUGUCGAAGCACAAACUCUUUCUGUUGAGACACGGUGAGGGGGCAUGGAACAAAGAGAACCGCUUCUGCAGCUGGGUGGACCAGAAGCUCAGUGAGAAUGGAGUCGUGGAGGCCCAGGAGUGUGGCCGGCUGCUGAAGGAGAACGGCUACAAGUUUGACCACGUUUUCACCUCCAUUCUCAGCCGCUCCAUUCAGACAGCCUGGCUGGUUCUGGAAGCCAUGGGGCAGGAGUGGGUCCCUGUCACCAAGUCCUGGAGGCUGAACGAGCGCCAUUACGGGUCUCUGAUUGGCCUAAACCGAGCCGAGAUGGCACAGAAGCACGGCGAGGAACAGGUGAAGCUGUGGAGAAGGAGCUAUGCCAUCACCCCGCCCCCAAUUGAGGAGUCACACCCCUAUUUUGCAGAGAUCUAUAAUGACCGCAGGUACACCACCUGUGAUGUACCCAAAGAGAAACUGCCCAGAACUGAGAGUCUGAAGGAAGUUCUAGACAGGCUCUUGCCUUAUUGGAAUGAUGUCAUCGUUCCUGAAAUCAAGAGUGGCCAAACUAUCCUCAUUUCAGCUCAUGGAAACAGCUGUAGAGCCUUGCUCAAACACUUAGAAGGAAUAUCUGAUACCGACAUCGUCAAUGUUACUCUUCCCACUGGAAUACCGGUUCUUCUGGAGUUGGAUGAAAAUCUUCACCCUGUGAAGCCUCGAGAACUCCUCGGUGACCAGGCCAAAAUUCAGGCAGCUAUUAAGAAGGUGGAGGAUCAGGGAAAAGCCAAUGUAGGAAAUGCCAGCAUAGGAAAGUAAAUAAGGGUUUAAUGAAGGGAAGCUUGCUAUUUAUUGCUUGAUGUUAAUAAGGUUGAUAGAGGUGGCCGUUGUAGAAGGUGUCUUGUGAUUUAUGAUGCACUGAAAAGAAGUAAGUAUUUACACUGUACACAUUUUUACUGUGGCUAAAUAGCAUUAGCAUAGAAUCUGACAGAAAUUGGAUGAGGUAACAGUCACUGAUUUACUUUACAAUGGGUACAUAGGCACAUAUUUUUGUACUGGGAAAGACAAACAAGAAUUACAGUAGAUUGAUGCAUAACUGUAAUAAUUCCUCUGUGGUAAAGUGUGCUUGCAGGUUUAGUUUUAAUUUCUGAAUUAGUCUUUGAAGAAGACCAGCCUGUGUCUUAAAAAAAUAGUUCCAUGUGUUUUUAACAAAACAAUGUUUUACUGGGAGGCACAACAGCUGCAUUAUUAUAGAUAGGUUUUUAAAGUUUAUGCACUAACAAAUACAAAAUGUACCUCAACAUACCUGCCAGCCAGUGUCAGUUACUGUGAUUUCAGUGCUGAGCCAACUCUCAUUGAUUCGCCUACAUUGUAGGCCUGCAGUUGUUGUGGAUAGAAAUGUGUUCUGCUGCCAUAUUUUAACUAAAUAUCGGCACUGUGCUGUUCGAAUAGUCACUGUUUUUAGUUAGAUUUGCACUUUAUCUGUUAGCUAGUAUUUGUUUUGGAAAAACAUACACAUGUAUACAAAUGAAAGUUAUUACAGUAUUUGUUUAUUUAUUAACAGAGAAAAAAAAUAUAUAUAUAAUGGAAACAUAGGAGUGUAAAUAAGAUUGCUAUGCUUAGAAAGUCUAUUGAUGUUGGGGUGGUUCAGUAGUGUGAAGAUCAUACAGUAUGUACUGUACUGUAUAUAUGCUAAGGGCUUAGACUAGGCAUCAUAAUCAUACACUCAUCUAUAUUUAUUUCUGCUAAAUAACUGCAGGGUUUUUAAGUGUGAUUGAUAGCAUGUUGUAUUCUGUAAUGUUUUUGUAAUGUUGUGUUUUGUUUUUGUGUUUGACACUGUACUGUAUUUAUAGUCUAAUUUCCUUUUAAUGAUCUGUUAUGUAGAACAUAUUUUAUUUAUGACAUAUGUAAUGAUGAUGUGCAUCUUGAAGGUCAUCUUUAUUGCUGCAUUACAUACAUGAAGGAAAUGCUGUUACAUAUUCAGGAGGCUGUGUACAAUACUGUGUUUGGCUGUAACUCUGUUUGGCUGUAUUAUUUGUUGAUUUAAUUGAUACCAAUACUCAUCCCUAGACUUCAAAUCUGAUUACUGAAUUAUACUUAAAUCAGCCAGAACUGAUUGAAACACACUGUAGACAAAUUAAGAAGGGAGCCAAUCAGCAGAUUGUAUUUUGAAAUAAGAAAUGUUUAAGUUUUUUAUUGGUUUCCAGAUGCUGAUUAGACUUCCAGUCCUAGUUGUAACCUCAUGCCAUGUUCUUCUACAUGCUCUUUGUAAGGGUCUCUGCUUGUUUUUAAAAAAGAAAAGAGUCCUUUAAAUCUGCCAGUUUGUUUCUGACUUGUCACAAGAGGAAUAAAGCUGCUGUUGGCUGCUCAAA